Molecule: messenger RNA, 4438 nt
Organism: Danio aesculapii
Lineage: Eukaryota; Metazoa; Chordata; Actinopteri; Cypriniformes; Danionidae
Gene: srsf10a
Product: serine and arginine rich splicing factor 10a
Exons: 6
Coding region: 90-770 (226 amino acids)
Molecular function (GO): RNA binding
Source: RefSeq, a predicted model, not a curated record
GAGAGUGUGGCGCGUUGUGUACGUGUGCAGCUUGAUCUGGAGUGCGGCCUGUGUGUUCGAGGAGCUGAAAGCUGCAGUUUUUAAUCAUCAUGGCGAGAUAUAUGAGACCACCAAACACCUCUCUGUUCAUCAGAAACAUCUCCGACGACAGCAGGCCAGAGGAUUUGCGUCGUGAGUUUGGUCGUUACGGGCCUAUAGUAGAUGUCUACAUUCCUGUUGACUUCUAUUCACGCCGACCAAGAGGAUUUGCAUACGUACAGUUUGAGGACGUUCGGGACGCAGAGGAUGCGCUUCAUAACCUGGACAGGAAGUGGAUCUGCGGACGGCAGAUCGAGAUACAGUUCGCUCAAGGAGACAGGAAGACUCCCAAUCAGAUGAAGACGAAAGAGAAUCGCUCUCCAUCGCGGUACGACGACUACGAGCGUGACGGGCGACGCAGACGCUCUCGCAGCCGCAGCUACAGGAGCCGAUCCCGCAGUCCAUCACAUGAGCGCCGCACACGCAGAUCAGCCAGCCCCAGAGACUCUCGGUCACAUGGCAGACACCGGAGGAGCAGAAGCCAUGAGAAUGACAGACACCACUCACGGGAUCACCACCGCAGACGCCACAGAUCCUCCUCACACUCUCCUUCCCAGAAUUCCAAGCACAAGUCAAAGAGCCGUCGCUCUGGAUCCGGCAGUCCGGCAGCAGAAGAGCUGAAGCAUGAGGACGAGACCAGAUCCCGCUCCAGAUCCAGAUCAUGGGCCGGACGCAAGUCAGGUGGACGCUAGCUACACUGCACAGAUAACGUCUCCUUUCUAGAGCACAUAUAUAAACAGACUUAUAUCAAGAAGCAUUUCUAGACAAGUUGUGGUGUUUUCAGAAAUAAUGAAUCCACUUUAAGUGAGUUUUUCCUUAAGACAAGCUAAAUUUGGUAAGUAAAAUAAUCAGUAUCACUUCAUUUUGAUGGUCCCUUUAACGCAAUUCGUUGAAUUUAAGUUGCAUUGCAUCUAAAUACCAACUAAUUCUCAUUAGAUGGUAAGUAGUGUGUUAGGUGUUAGGUCAGGGUUAGUGUAAGUUGACAUGCUCUUGCAAAGUUUCUUAUAGUGAGUUAAAUGUUGAAGGAGCAGAUGAUAAGCAGACAGUCUACUAAUACUCAAAUGAGACGUGAUUGUAAUGUAAUUGUAAUGCAACUUUGUCAACAAAACGUGCAAUAGGGACCAUCAGAUUGAAGAUUAUUUUGUAAGACUUUAUUUUGAAGACAUCUUUAGCUUGUUUUAUGUACAAUAAUCUUGUUUUGGUAUUGAAAUGAGAUUAUUUUACUUGAUGUAAAAAUGAUUUCCUUAGGGUUUCAGAGUUACUGAGUCUAAAUAUCUAAACUUUCUUACAUCAGGAAGCUUUUUCUGGACACGUAAAAAUUGUGUUGUUGUUUUUUCAGAAAUAAGGAGUCAACUUUACGUAUUUGUUUUUACAUGAAACAAGCUAAAUAAUCUCCAGUGGGCUAAAUAAAAUGAUCUUGUUUCAGCUAGCUUGUUUUAAUUGCAAUAAUCUUGUUUUUGAGUUUCUAUUGCGAUCAUCUAAACAUUCUUACAUCAAGAAGCCGUUUCUAGAGCAGGAAGAAAAUAUUGGGUAACACUUUAAAAUAGUGGUCCAUUAGUUAAAGAUAGCUGAUGUAUUUACUAACACAAUUAUUAAUUAAAGUUAUUGAAGUUAAAUAACUUUAGUUCAUGUUAACUCACAGUGCUUUAAUGUUGACAAGCACAGCUGUGGAUGUUAAUGCUUUAGUUAAACUAUGAUAAAUAAAGGCUUAUUCAUACUUAAUGUUAGUAUACACACUAAUGAAACCUUCAUCUAAAUAUUGUGUUUCCUGUAAUGAGUUAAUUAAGUGAGUUUUUCCUUCAAACAAGGAGUAGAAUCAGCAAAUUUGGUAAGUAAAAUGGUCUUAUUAACUAAAACUAAAAACAGUAUUGUUUGAUUUACCCCACUGGUAGAUUAUUUAGCUUGUUUGAAGUACAAUAGCCUUGUGUUUGGGUUGAAAUAAGAUUAUUUAACAUGGUGCAAAACUGCUUUUCUUUCUUAGAGUUUCCAGUCCAAACAUCUGAACAUUCUUACAUCCAAAAGUGAAACAUUAAAAAAACGAGUCCUCGCUGAGUUUCAAACUGGAGCAAGAUUAUUUGAUUUAGCCCACUGGCAGAUUAUUUCAAGUAUUUUCUAGACAAGUGAAAAACAUUGUGGUGUUUUCAGAAAUACGUUUCUCCUUUAAACAAGCAAUAGAAUGUGCAAAUUUGCCAAGUAAAAUAAUCUUACUUCAAUCUGAAAGCAUCUUUAGCUUGAUUUAUGUACAUUAAUCUUGUGUUCAAGUUGCAAACAAUAUAUUUUCUUGCUUGGACUUUCUUGUUUGUAGUCUAAAUAUCUAAAAAUUCUUAAAUUAAGAUGGAUUUUCUAGAUAAAUAUUGUUUUCAAAAGGUAAAAAAAAAAAAUUUAUAUAUAUUUUAGGUUAUUUUACUUUCCAGAAUGGUAGAUUAUUCAGCUUGUUUUGUUUUAAAAUGCAAUUUUUAUUUGUCCAGAAACUGCUUUUUAAAUAGAGAAUUUCUAGAUGUUUGGAAAGAAAUCAUUUUGUUGCCGUGUGCCCCUCUAGCAGGUCAUUUUUCAAGUAAAAAUGAAUUCAAGUGAAAGAAUUCAAGUCAACUGGAAUUAUUUUGUACUUUAUAGUGCAAAACGUUUCUUUCUUACGUGUUUUAUCUUGUUUCAAGAUUGUGUCAAGCUCCAAAUAUCUGUAAGUUCUUCAAUUAAGAAGUGAAAUAAAAACAGAAUACAGUCUUUAGAUUGGACUAAACCAAAUGAGCUUUCUUUUCCUGUAGAACAAGCUAAAUAUGGGCUAAGUGUAAUGGUCUUGUUUAUAGUUUAUCUUUCUGUCCGGGAUGGCAGAUUAUUUUGCUUGUUUUUAGAAAAAUCUGGUCAAAGUCGAGCAAGUUUUUCCUUAAAAACAAUGCAAUUUCUUUUUACUUGUCUAGAAAAUGGUUCUUAAUUUAAGAACUUACAGAUAUUUGGACUGAAACGAGAUCAAAAUAGUAAGAAACUAAAUCAUUUUCUGCAGUCUGCCCCACAGUCUGUUUGUUUAGCUUGUUUAAAGUAAAAUAAUCCUGUUUUUGUGCUAAUAUGAUUUGUUUAUUUGGUGGAUAAAAAAUGCUUUUCUUAUUUGGAGCUUUUGUCUUGUUUUUAGACCAAAUAUGUACAAUUUGUUCAGUCAAGAAGCGUUUCUAGACAGAGUAAAGCAUAUUCAUAACUGAGGUUUUCCUUUAAACACGCUGAAUAAUCUGCCAAUGGUGUAAUAAUCUUGUUUUGAGAUUAUUUGACCAGGAUGGCAGAUUAAUUUGCUUGUUUGUAGAAAUAAAUCAAGUUGAUCAAGUUUUUCCUUAAAAACACGGCAAUUUGUUUUACUUGUCUUGAAAAUGCUUCUUGAUUUAAGAGUUUUUGGAUAUUUUGGCUUGAAACAAGAUCAAUCUUAUAAGAAAGAAAAUCUUGUGCUAAAACUAUUUCACUUCCCUCAUUUGCAGAUUAUUUAGCAUGUUUUAAGAACUGAAAACCAAAUAUUUUUGCUGGUCCAGAAAGUUCUUCUUGAUUUAAGAACUGUUAGAUAUUUAGACUUGAAACAAGCUAUAAAAAAAGAAAUCUGCCAAUGAGGAAGUUUUAAGUAAAAUCAUUUAAUUUCAACCCCAAAACAAGAUCAUGUCUCUUGGCUCGUUUUAAGGACAAACUCAGCUAAUUUUGAUUAUUACCUGCUAGUCUAGAAAAUGCUUCUUGAUUUAAGACUGUUUCGAUGUAUUUGGACUAGAAACGAGACAAACUCAGAUGUUUUGCGGUGUGUUUUCCUCCUUGUGUGUUUGCUCCAGCUCAGCUCUCCUGCAGUGUUUUCUUCUUCUUCUUCUUUCAGAUGUUUUUGUUCUUCUCAGAUCCACAUAUAAGUGAUGCAACCUGUCCGAAAGCUGAUGUUUGAUGCCAAUAUAGAGAUGGCUUUAUUUUUAUAGUCGCUCAUCCUGAACGCCAGCUUGUUUUUUUUGUUUGUCUAAAAUGCAUGACUUUUAAACAUUGAAUUUGGCAUAAAAAGGAGUGUUUACAGCCGUUUAUAAUUACAAAGUUGCUGCGGUGUUACUUUUUAAUUUAAUUUUUAUUUUUGAAAGGUUGUAUCUGAGAUUUCUUUAGUCCAGUUGAUGGUAGCAUCAGUUUAUAUAUCGAAAAUGUAGUAUUUUUGUCAUUGCAAAAUAAACAUGAUAUUAAAAAGUCUCUUGUGAUUUGGAUGAACGAAUAUAACUGAUAAUCUCUAACAUUUAUAGAAAAGAUUUCUUUUGUUAAUGCGUUAAUAUGACCAAUGAACAACAUUAUUAAAUGCUGAUGUUAUGGAAAACCACUAUUUCUACAGUAAUCAUGUGUACAAUUCUGAUUAAAUAAUGAUUAAAGU